AUGUCCCAACAUCUGUUGCUUCAACUUUGGUUCCCCUGGAGAUUCGUCUGGACUCUGUUUGAGAUGACCGCUGCUGCGUCCCAGCUCGUCGACUAUGAGAGUCCUCAAUCGACAACGAUAGCGGGCGACUUUCCUGUCGACGACAAUGUCAUCAGCUGCUUUCCCGUGCGCACCACCGUCUUGUCUGCUAACAAGUGUGGUCAGUCGAAAUGGACGGCGACCGCCCGUCUGGACGUGGAACAGCCUGAUGGUACCCCUGCAACCUUCUUUCUAAAAUGUGCCGUCGGAGAAGCCGGCCGGGUGAUGCUCGAAGGCGAAUUCAACUCCAUGUCAGAGCUAUACAAGACUAUGCCGGAACUGUUUCCAAAACCAUACACCUGGGGGAAGUAUUCAACCUCCUCUGUCGAGACAUAUUAUUUCCUGGCCGAAUUCAUUGACAUGUCUGAUCGCGUACCAGAGCCCGAUCAGCUCUGUUCCAAAUUGGCGAGGCUGCAUAAAACCAGUGUCUCGCCUACCGGAAAAUUUGGCUUCCACGUCCCGACAUGUCAGGGACGGAAUCCUCAGGCGAUUGCCUGGGAGAGUAAUUGGACGACGUUCUUCACCAAUCUGCUUCGUCAUGUUAUUGCACUGGACGAUGCGGAAAAUGGGGCCUGGGACGCUCUCAGCACCCUCGAGGAUCGGCUUCUUGCCGAGGUGGUCCCCUACCUCCUGGAUAACCUCACCAAAGAUGGCCGCGUGCUGAAGCCGUCCCUCAUCCACGGCGAUCUUUGGGAAGGCAACACGGGGACCUCGUACCAGACGGGGGCCAUCUACCUCUUUGACGCCGCCGCCAUGUAUGCACACCACGAGCUUGAGAUUGGGAACUGGAGAUGCAGCUACAACAAGAUCCACCACAAAAUCUAUACACAGACGUACCUCCGCUAUAACGAGCCCAGCGAGCCGACAGAAGAAUGGGCCGAUCGAAAUCGACUCUAUUGCAUUUACUAUAACAUAUUAUACUCGGUGAACCAUCGGGGCCAGGGGAAGGCCGUCCGUCAAACGGCAUUUGACGACAUGUACUACCUCAUUGACAAGUUCGCGCCCUUCCCCGAAGGCCAAGGGCCUGAACGGAUCAAAGAUUCGGAGCGAGCCACACUGUCCGACGAGGGAGACCACACCAAAAGUUGA
Fonsecaea multimorphosa CBS 102226 is the source of this 1167-nucleotide messenger RNA. RefSeq lists its product as uncharacterized. The transcript has 2 exons. NCBI's taxonomy places the organism in Eukaryota, Fungi, Ascomycota, Eurotiomycetes, Chaetothyriales, Herpotrichiellaceae. The record is from RefSeq and is a predicted model, not a curated record. Bases 1 to 1167 code for a protein of 388 amino acids.